This is a messenger RNA of Aspergillus steynii IBT 23096, 2162 nucleotides long. RefSeq names its product threonine aspartase 1. Lineage: Eukaryota; Fungi; Ascomycota; Eurotiomycetes; Eurotiales; Aspergillaceae. The record is from RefSeq and is a predicted model, not a curated record. Gene Ontology annotation, biological process: protein maturation. The transcript is spliced from 6 exons. Gene Ontology annotation, molecular function: threonine-type endopeptidase activity. Bases 480 to 2162 code for a protein of 560 amino acids.
CUGACAGCCUGUUUGCUAUGACUGCCGCUGUGGCCCAAGGCAGCUGCCCUGGCAGCCCACUGGUUUGAUCGGAUCGCUCUUUGGGAAGGUACAAACUACAGACAGGCCGACAAACACCAUUCAUCCAUUCACUGAGCUCUAUCUGCACUUUCUCUCUUCACCUAUCCAGUAUCAAUUAUCCUAUCCAUUCCCCUCCUCCCUAAGUUUCUCUCUUCCUAUGCACCUGUGGAUUUCAAUCUUUGACUCAAUGUCGUUUAUUGUCAUUCUCUUAAAACUUGCAAAUACGUAUUUGUACAUCUGUUAGACUUCCUGUCUUGUUGACACCGGCCUUUCAACGACCAGUUGCUGUGAUUUGUUUUCAAGUUAUUUUCCACCUCAGUCAGACAAACUGCUGGAUCCGCUUGUUGUGUCAAUCAGGAGACAUUUCAUCGGAGGUCAUGUUGAUCCAGUGGACCAUGCCAACCGUCCGAUCUCAUUGAAUGGCAAAACUCGAUUCACCUCUGCAAUCACUAGUUUUCAACUGUACUCAGGCGGUAUCCAAUCUUCCCAUCUCUCCGUAUCCUCUGCAGCUGGUUGCAACACGCGUCGACUCUACGACUCCAUCCCCGGUUCCACCCAAACUCACCAUGAGUCGUUCGCAGAAGGGCGGCAACACGUCUGCCAUUUUUGUCCAUGCUGGAGCCGGCUUCCAUAGUCUACACAAUGAGAAGGCUCAUCUAGAAACAUGUGAGAAUGCAUCUAAAGUAGCAAUGUCUAUCUUGAAAAAUGGUGGCUCGGCUGUCGAUGCCGUGGAGAUUGCAAUCAUGCUGCUUGAGGACUCCGAAAUCACAAAUGCUGGAUAUGGGAGCAAUCUGACCAUCGACGGCGCCGUCGAGUGUGAUGCUACAGUUGUGAAUCACCAGGGAAGAAGCGGUGCGGCUGGCGCGGUUGCUAAUGUUAAAAAUCCCAUCUCUCUUGCUCGGGUCAUUUUGGAAACUUCAUCAAAACCAUUGUCAUUGCAGCGGGUGCCUCCCAAUUUCCUUGUUGGCCCCGGCGCUACUGAUUUUGCCUAUGAGCAUCGGCUGGUCGUCCUUCCUGAUGAUGGCCUGGUAUCUCCCGCAGCACGGGAGAGAUGGCAUCGCUGGCAACAGGAUUUGGUCGCCAACGAAGGAAUGGAGAAGCAACAUCAUGGUCACCGUCAGAGCGAUCGCUUCAAGUCAUGGAUCCGUCGGCCGAUACAUCUUCACCCCGCUCAGCUACUUUCGUCUCAUACGAACGCACACCCACCCUCGUCUAGCCCUCCUAUGCAUGAGACCAACAAUGAUCCGAACCUCCCACCGAAUCACCCAAACAACAGGCCCAGAGGCUUCGGUGUCACACCGCCAGCGGAUUUCGGCACGCCCUCUUCUGACUCGUCCCGGACCAGGGAUGGCGAGUACAUAGAUGGUAUGUCUUCACAACCCGAGCAAGCCUCUGUCAGCGCGCUGGAAGAAACAUUCGCCGGGUCAGCCAUGGAAGUGGACUCGACAUCGGAAAUACCUGGCACACCGGCGAACCAUCAGAAAAACGACGAAAUCGCGCUCGAUCCAACAAUGGACCGGAUAAAUGACACCGUUGGUGCGGUAGCAAUUGACUGCCAUGGCAACAUUGCAGCAGGUUCUUCAUCCGGUGGCAUAGCGAUGAAACAUCGGGGUCGAAUCGGACCUGCAGCGUUAGUGGGUAUAGGCACCGCCGUAAUCCCGGUGGACUCCAGUGAUCCCGAUCAAACUAGUGUUGCCGUUGUAACGUCCGGAACUGGGGAGCAUAUUGCUACCACCAUGGCUGCUAGCACCUGUGCUUCUCGUGUUUACUAUAGUCACCGGAAAUGCGACGAUGGCGACUUUGAAGAAGUGACCGAGGAGCAAGCUGUGAGGGCGAUGAUAGCAUCCGAUUUCAUGGAACACCCCGGCGUAAGAGGCAGCCAUUGCCAGGGUGCCAUUGGCGUGAUGGCAGUAAAAAAGACGAAUGACGGCACAUUCCUCUACUUUGGCCACAACACAGACUCUUUCGCCCUUGCAUCGAUGUGUAGCGAGGACAAAAAGCCGACCUCCGUGAUGUCUCGUAGUAAUGGGAACGGCAGCAUCGCCCAAGGAGGUCGUGCGUAUCGUUGGAAAAGAUACAAGGUGGCCGAAUCAUCGACGUAA